Messenger RNA from Saccharomyces eubayanus, 1572 nucleotides. RefSeq names its product Pac2p (gene PAC2). NCBI's taxonomy places the organism in Eukaryota, Fungi, Ascomycota, Saccharomycetes, Saccharomycetales, Saccharomycetaceae. The coding region runs from base 1 to 1572 and encodes 523 amino acids. The record is from RefSeq and is a predicted model, not a curated record. Gene Ontology annotation, molecular function: protein binding. The transcript has a single exon.
AUGCUAAAACAAAUGGCAGAGACAUCAAUGAGCUAUGAAGUUGGAGACAGGCUUAAAAUAGGUGGUUACUGUUGUACAGUCAAAUUUAUCGGUGCCAUUAAGUCAUGGCCUUCAGUCAAAGCUUACGGUGUGGAGUGGGACGAUCCUAACCGUGGGAGAAAUUCUGGUACAGUAGAUGGUAUACACUAUUUUGAUGUUAACUAUCCCAAUUCAGGAUCAUUUCUGAAGGAAUCGAAGAUUAAGACUCUAGGCGUACGAAGAAUCAACUUCUUCGAAGCGUUGUUGGAAAAGUACGGAUCAUCAAGUAGUGACAUUCGAAGUUUAUCCAUUGGUAGUAAGAAAAUUGAGAGUUUGGGAUUCGAGAAGUUGGAUGCAAAGAAUAAAAAUCUAAAGAAGUUGAGAAAAAUAACGUUGCGAGACUCAGAUAUUGCAACACUCUUUCAAAAUCAGAAUGAAUUAGAUAUUAUAGUACGAGAGUGCACGAGCGUCAACGAUUUAGAUCUGUCGCUAAAUUUGUUUACCAAUGUAGGUUCUUUAUGCAAGUUUUUGGAGCCCUUAAAAAGCUUGCGGACCCUUGACAUAUCUCAAAACAAACUUUUAAGUGGUUGGGGUGAUUUGGGGAGAUAUGAUCUAUCGCAUAUUACAAAAUUACGUUUGUCGUCCUGUGAUUUAAGUUGGGAGCAGAUAGGUAAACUACUCAAAAAUUUUAAUGUGUUGAAAAUGUUGGAUUUGAGCUGUAACAAGCUAACCUACGUGGGAAUCCAAAAUUUGAUGACUGUAGUAACACCCGCUCUGGAAGAGUUAAAUAUAACCGGAAAUAAUCUCGAAUCGUUCCCAGAGCAUUUAGCACAUAUGGCUUUAAAAGAUUUAAAUAUUUCCAAUAACAACAUCUCUAAGGCAUUACCUAUUGUUGUUCAAUCCAUUGAAACCUUAGAUUUAUCCGAGAACCAUUUUAAAGUGCGAAGUAGAAUAGAUGAUCUGAAUAUCGCAUUUCCUUCAUUAAAAAAUAUUCGUUUGAAUGGUAAUGACUUGAAGUCUGACGAAAGCAGCGCUGACAUCGAAGACCAGGCAACUUUCUAUGAGGUAUUGGCAAGAUUUGACCAUGUCAUGGUGCUAAAUGGAUCAAUAUGUGACAGAAAAACAAGAAGAGAAGCCGAGAUGUAUUUCAUCUCCAAGGUUUUAAACAGUGAAUUGGACUAUGAUAUUAGUCUGCCACGUUGGAAAAGACUAAUUGAGUCGUAUGGCAUUGGCACAAAUACUUUAAGCUUGAAUAAAAUUAAGGAGAGACGGAAAUCUCUUGUGUUGAAAAUAAAAGUUACGUCAGUUGAGGGAUCAGAUAGCGAUUUAGAACUUUCAAUUCUUCCCAGCUUCACAGUAAGGUAUGUGAAGAGCAUAAUCUGCCGGAAACUGAAACUAGAUAUAUUAAGGGUCAACCUGACUCAUGAAAACUGUAAAGGGAUGCUAAACGAAAUUACCCAUAACUUUUGUCCAGUUUCAGAUUUUAGUGUAGUAGAAGGAGAUAUUAUUCAUGUUCACGUUGCCAGUAAAUGCCAAGAAUCAAAAAAACAUUAA